Anopheles marshallii is the source of this 2874-nucleotide messenger RNA. It is a transcript of the gene Stim, whose product is annotated as stromal interaction molecule homolog. Gene Ontology annotation, biological process: store-operated calcium entry; intracellular calcium ion homeostasis; activation of store-operated calcium channel activity. The coding region runs from base 1 to 2874 and encodes 957 amino acids. Lineage: Eukaryota; Metazoa; Arthropoda; Insecta; Diptera; Culicidae. The record is from RefSeq and is a predicted model, not a curated record. Gene Ontology annotation, molecular function: protein binding; calcium ion binding; calcium channel regulator activity. The transcript is spliced from 9 exons. Gene Ontology annotation, cellular component: endoplasmic reticulum; plasma membrane.
AUGUCUUUUGUCCACAAUAACCAGCACGAGAUGCGAUACUUAACAAGGAACUUUAACGCCUUCGCCUGCUGCUGUUCGCUACUGCUCCUACCACUAGGGGGGUUGGCUGACGCAGAAAGAGGCGGUGCUGAAACCCCGGCGAAGGCACCCAUCCACCAACAUCAGCACCAGCCACAAUCAGCCUACCAGCAACCACCGAACAGCAACAACAAACUCCAUCAACCAACGGUUGCAUCCCACCACCAUCAACCUUCCCAGCACCAUCCGGAUGUACCGCCGGCCCAUUACCAUCAGCAGGUGCCACCGCCCGCGCCACCACCCUCACCACCACCGUCACCGGUCCCAGAACGGGCCCUGUCCCGUCAGCAACCAUCGUCGCUGGCCACCUCACCCCAGCCGUCCGCCCAGCAAUCGUCCCGACCGCUCGAAACGCGCAACUCCUACACCGUGCUGAGCCAAGCGAUGUCCCAGGCAGUGCACCACGAAUUCGAUUUUUUAUUUCUCAUUUCAGGCACGUACGGUAGUGGGGCGUUGGCCGGUGGGGAGGCCUGCACCAUCGACGACAUUGACUGUCUGGCGCAUCACGACCAACUGGGCAUGGAGGCAAUCCGAUCACUGCAUCGGCAGCUCGAUGAUGAUGAUAACGGAGACAUCGAUCUAUCUGAAUCUGACGACUUUUUACGAGAAGAACUGAAGUACGACUCGGGGUACGAGAAGCGACACAAGGCAUUCCACUUCAACGACGACAUGCACAUCUCGGUGAAGGAGCUUUGGGAGGCUUGGUUACGGUCGGAGGUGCACAACUGGACGGUGGAUCAAACGACCGAAUGGCUGGCGCAAAGCGUCCAGCUGCCACAGUACGUACAUUUGUUCCGUCUGCACAAAGUCACCGGGAAGGUAUUACCCCGGUUGGCCGUCAACAACAUGCACUACGUGAGCAAUGUGCUCGGCAUCAAGGAUCCGAUCCACAAGCAAAAGAUAGCACUGAAGGCAAUGGAUGCCGUACUGUUUGGUCCGCCACGGGAAACUGGCACGCGGUGGAAAGACUUACUGCUCGUGACGCUGCUGCUGACCGCAAUCAUAGGCAGCUGGUAUGCCUAUCAUCAGAACAAGAGCGCCAAAAUACACAUUCGCCGCAUGGCGAAGGACGUCGAGGGUUUGCUGAAGGCGGAAGUAGCACUGAAAGAGAUGCAGAAGGAACUGGAACAAGCCCGGAUCGAGCAGGAAAACGUGGGCAAGGAAAAGAUGGACCUCGAACGGAGGCUCCGGGAAGCGCCGACCCUGUCCUCCUCCAGCUCCGAUCUGGAGCUGCAGCAGCUGAAGCAAGAGAUCGAGGUGCUGCGGUCGGAGCUGAACCGGGCCGAGGUGGAAAUACAUGACCACUGCUGGACGCCGCCGCAGGGUCUCCAGAGCUGGCUGCAGCUGACGUACGAGCUGGAAAACAAGCACCACAUCCGGAAACGCAUCAUGGCGGAGAAGCAGCUCGAACAGGCGCGAGAAGCGUGCGAAAAGCUGCGGAAGAAACGGUCCAGCCUGGUCGGUGCGUUCGUGUCGACGCACGGCAAAAGCAUUGACGAUGUCGACCGAAGCAUCGUGGAGGCGCGCAACGCACUCAACGACGUGACGAACGAUCUGCAGGAGCGGAUGCACCGGUGGAAGCAGAUCGAAACGAUGAUCGGGUUUAGCAUCGUUAACAACAGCGGUAUUGCGCACCUGGAGAACCUGCUCUACAACCGUAACGGUGUCGCUGGCAAAACCUAUCGAUCACGACUGUCGAGUAGCCAGGACGAUCUGGACGAUGAUUCCGUGCAAGGAUAUCUGGAGAGCAAUUGUCGCGGUGGUCGGGACGAUUCCUCCGCCAGCGAUGAAGGUGACCGUGAACGCGACACGGUGACGUUCUUCCUUGGCGGUUGCCCGUCCACUUCCAACUUGCAGAUGAGCGCCCUCAACACCCUCAACACCGGCAUCAUCGCACCGAGUACGGCCGCAUCGUACUGCACGUCGGCGACCGGUACACCGACCGGUUACGGUCCAGGGAACACCAGCAGCAUUACCAACACGGCCACCAGCAGUAGCGGCAGUUAUCCGAGCCUUUCGAACUACUCCGUCCCAGCGCUACCGGUCGGCAUCUAUCCGGCACUGCCGUCCUCGUCUUCGCUGUAUGGGGCGUCAAACAGUGCGGCCUUCCAAUCCAUCUCCCGCGAACAAUCCGUCGGUGACAGUGCGCAAAGUUUGCUCGGUGACGAAUGUCUGGUGUCGUCGUCAUCGCCGGCAACGAUUGACCGGUCCACUGUACUGCCACGGGGUAAGAAGGCUCCGGCCAAACUGCCCCAGGUGGUACCGAGUACGGUCGGUAAGGCACCGAUGCCACCGCCUCGCAAAACACUAUCCUCGCAGAGCCUCUUUCAAAUGGCCCGAGCUGAUAGCACGGACCUGGUCACCCUGGAAUCCCCAACGGUACCUGUUCCACCGUCAGCUUCAACAGUCUCGACGCCCGCGUCGUUCGCUCCGGUCGGUGCCGCCGGGCCCGUCGGCUACCACCAGCAACUACCGCAGCAUCAGCAGUAUCUGCAGCACCAGCAACAGCUCCAGCAGCGGUUCGUCGACGGUAAGGUGUCACAGCAGCAGCCGCAGCAGCAUCAACAGCACGGGAAGGAUGUAUUCCAGCCUGCUCGGCGAAACGGAGGCGGCGGCCAAAAGUCUGCGACGAUGGCCGUCGGAGACGCAGUCGCUCCCGUUGGUGCCAGCGCCCUGCAACAGCCCGACGAUACCGGCUCGACGGACUCGUCCAUCUUUGACGAGGACGUUAAGAAGCGCCCCAGGAAGCUGUUUUCUUUCGGGAAGCGCUUUGCCAAGUCGAAGAAACAGCAAUAA